UCUAGUUAAAACUGAAAUUAGCAAACUGAUAUUAAUUUCAAUUAUUUCGAAAAAGUGGAACAGGCUUAUCUUUCCAAAACGUUUAUUGUUCAUUAACUAGUGGUAUAAUACUUUACGGUGUUAAUUAGUUGUUUUCUUAAUGCUACAAAAGCAAGUAGCGUUUAACCUUAAUAGGUGGUUCGCAGACUUUAGCAUCUCUUUCUCCGUAAUUAUUCUAACGAGCUUAACAUCUACCAAAAGAAAAAAGACCGCUUCUGUUAUUUACAUCUUUGCACUUUCGUUUUCGCACCGGCACCUCAGUUGAACUCGAAACCGGGCCAUUUUUGUAUACGUUCUUCAUUUCAACGUCAAAUAGAAAUUCUGACACAGUUGCCACCGCCAAAGAAAUAAGUGAAAUUCGGUUAUUUAGUACCUUACCGGAUGACUCGGACGCACUUCGAUCUGCUACCUCGACCGUGCUGCAGCAACAACAACUACCAAUAGAGGAGGAUUUUGCAGACGAAUAUUUGGUAAAAACCUGUUACGCGAAGAAAAGCAGAAAAAAAAGAAGAUAGUUAAAAUGAGGUCCAAAGUGGUUCUGGUAGUCUUGACGCUCGCCGUUUUCGUCCGCUCGAAUCCAAUUGAUGCAAACCAAUUGCAGAUUACUUCUGCGCAAAGAGGAAUUUGGGACGUCGUUGGGAAUUGGAUCCAAGGAUCGGAUUGGUUUCCUAUACAGAUCAACAUUCCGCAGACGUUCGGCUCGAUUGGAAAUGGGAUAAUGACCUUUGCAAACGGAAUAGUUCAGAGGAUUCCCUUCAUUAAUAAUAGGCCUGAAGUGGUGAGACCCAGACCCCACAACUAUAUGAUCGUCGUUCCGCUACACAAGGAUAACAACUACCUGAACGAGGAGGUGCUCACAUAUCCGUAGGUUUUAAUUUAUAUUUGUAUUUAUUAUUGAAUCUGUUAUUUUAAUAAAUUAUUACACAAAAUAUA
Messenger RNA from Nicrophorus vespilloides, 972 nucleotides. RefSeq lists its product as uncharacterized. The record is from RefSeq and is a predicted model, not a curated record. NCBI's taxonomy places the organism in Eukaryota, Metazoa, Arthropoda, Insecta, Coleoptera, Silphidae. Bases 560 to 907 code for a protein of 115 amino acids. The transcript has 2 exons.